GUAUUUAUUAAAAGAAAUCCCACAAAAAAAUGAGAAAUUAGAAGAAAAACUUGAGUAUAAAGACACUAAAAAGGAAAUUACAAAAAAAGAUGAAUCACUGCAAGCAAAAAUUAAAGAAACACAACAAGAUAUGUAUUGGAAAACUGGAGAUGAUGAAAAGCUAUUAAAAAGAGAAACAAGAGAAGCUGUUAAACCAUUAAUAAGACCCGAGAAAACAACAAAAAUUAAAGUUGAAGUACAAGUUGAAGAUAGCUUAUUAGAAGAAGAUUUAACCAUGGAUGAAGUUUUACCGAAAAAUUUAAGAAACAAAGCUCAUAUCAAACAAACAUUACAAAUUGGCGAAAACACUGCACAACAUGAUAGCUUUUUAUCAAAAGUUGUAGACGCAACUUUAAAAGAAUUAAAAAAAGUUUAUGACACUGCAAUUAAACCUUUAGAAACUACAUUUAAAUAUAAAGAUUUAAGUAACAGGCAUUUCGGAGAGCCAGAAAUAUUUUCUAAACCAUUAGUUUUAUUUAUGGGUCCUUGGAGUGGUGGUAAAUCAUCAAUUAUUAACUAUCUGUUAGAUAUAGAAUACUCUCAAUUUUCAUUACGAACAGGUAAUUAAUUUACUUGUUAUAAG
Molecule: messenger RNA, 622 nt
Organism: Daktulosphaira vitifoliae (grape phylloxera)
Lineage: Eukaryota; Metazoa; Arthropoda; Insecta; Hemiptera; Phylloxeridae
Product: sarcalumenin-like
Exons: 4
Coding region: 131-607 (158 amino acids)
Source: RefSeq, a predicted model, not a curated record